UAGGAGAAGGUGAAAGGGCCAGAAAUGGUCUGGCACUAAGAGGUCAGAGGCCCAACCCUGAAGGUGUUAAGGUUGUGGGAGCAAGAGGCAGCUGAAGAGGGAGUGUCCCGAUGUAGAUGAAAGGAAAGUGUCGUAUCAGGAGGCAAGGGCCCAGGAAGCCCCACACAAGAAGCGAUUGGGUCAGAGGAGAACCUGCUUUUGGUAUGGGGAGCAGGGCCAUAUAAAGAGACAUUGCACCUACAGAGAAAAGAAAGACAGUCAAUAAAAGAAAGAAGAAACAGAGGCCCAUAAUGAACCUAUAGAUGUGGGAAAAGUGGAGAGGCAGCUGAGACUGGGGGGAGGAGAGAGACCCCCAGGGAAGAAGCUGAAGCAUGUAGGAAUUAGCACCUAGAUGAACCACAAGACUGUGGGGACUCGGACUCUGGGAGAGAGGGUGUUGGGGGACUCACUGGAGAAGAUGAAGCAGCUGCAGGGGAGGCUGGUAGCUAUAGAGCAGGCCUUUCAGGUGGCUGUGCAUCACCUGGAAAUCUAGUGGAAGAAAUUAAGAGAUAACAUGGGGGGUUCUUCUCAUGAAGAGUGAUAUAAAGCAGGAGAGGGACGGUCUGUGUGCUUAGCUAUGUAAGAAACAGGGGAGAUGAUACUUGCUCUCUUUCCUCCCAGGGGUAGCAAUCUUGAGUGGGAGAGUAUGUGAUGGGGUGUCCACCCCACACAGACUGGAGGGGUGUAAGCCUAUUAACUCCACAGCCUGCACCUGGAGGAAGACUAAGAGCCAUGGAGCAGGGAACUGAUUGCAAGCAGGUUCACCUGUGCAGGAACAGGCGGGGCCUAUAAAGCCAAGAAGCUGGCAACAGAGGGGCUGAUGCUAGGAAAGGACAGUCACGCCUUGGGAAGAGGGAGGAGUGGCUGGAGCUGAUCUACCCAGAGAAAGGAGGGGAACCAGGAGUUGUAGGAAGCAGUCCAGGGAAGGAGCAGUGAGGGUUGGGAAAGGAAAGCCCAGAACUGCUGGGUUGAGGGUCCCUGGACUGGAACCGACCCGGAUUCCCCUACCUGCCUCUGGGGAAGUGGCACCAGCAGGGCAGUAUAUGGGAAUACUGCCUGAAUCAAUGCGGAAGUGACAGAGAUUUGAAGGACAGUACCCUGGAAGUGGGGGAAUACUGAGCGACCUGGCUGGAGACCAAGUCACAAAGAGGACACUGCGGUUCCUGGAAUGAGAGAGGGGCUGCAGACCAGAGAGAGAGAGAUGGUGUGACAGCGUGCAAACCGUGGAAGGGGGCGUUGACCUCAAGCACUAAUCCCCAGAGUGAUCAGCAGGAGGUGCCAGACAAGAGGAAAAGCAAGAAUGUUGAAGGAGAUCCAAAUAGUGCUCUGGUUCCUUUUUGUCUUUGUCAUUUCCAUUUUCUAUAAACUCUCCCUGAAGUCUGGUUGCAUCUUCUCUUGCAUGCCUAUUGCUAAGCGAUUCCUGACGCCAGAGGAUGUUAUGAGCCAGAGCAGAAGCAUCAUCUUUGUGGAGAUCACAGAUCGCCUUGAGCCUCUUCCACUGGUUUCAUGUUCUGUGGAAUCUGCUGCCAGGAUCUACCAUGACAGACCUGUUGUUUUCUUCAUGGCAGGGCUGAACAAUAGCACAUGGCUGGAUUCAAAUUCCACUUAUCCAGCCUUCUCACUUUUAUCUGCUAUGAAGAAUGUCUUCAUUUUUCCUUUCCAGAUGGAAACUUUGUUCCAGGAGACACCUCUGCUCGCAUGGUAUCAUAAGGUAAAUGCAGCCCAAGAAAAGUACUGGGUUCAUAUCAGCUCUGACGCCAGCAGACUUGCACUCAUCUGGAAAUAUGGUGGGAUCUACAUGGACACAGAUGUCAUCUCCAUGAGGCCUAUUCCAGUGGCAAACUUCCUGGCGGCCGAGGCUUCCAAGGUCUCCAGCAGUGGGGUUUUUGGCUUUCCUCACCAUCACUGGUUCAUUUGGGAUUGCAUGAAUGAUUUUGUUCAAAACUACAAUGGACGCAUUUGGGGAAACCAAGGACCCAUCUUAAUGACGAGAAAGCUGCGAGCCUUGUGCAACCUGACCAAUUUCCAUAAUGUGGAGGAUCAAAGGUGUGGGAACAUUUCCUUCUUACAUCCUCAGCGUUUCUACCCUAUCCCUUACCCAGCAUGGAGGCAGUACUACACGGUUUGGAAGAGAAGCCCUGACUUCAACAACUCCUAUGCUUUGCACCUGUGGAACUUCAUGAACCAGGGACGCAAGACUGCGGUUGCAGGAAGUAACACGUUAGUGGAAAAUCUGUACAAAACAUACUGCCCCACCACUUAUAAGGACCUUAUUCAAGGCACAGAAGGCAGUGGUCAUAUGCAACAAAACAAGACUGAAUGACUGGAUCUAGCAGAAUGAGGUGUUCUUUCCAGCCCUGAUAGCCCUGUGUCUAAAAUAAACUGUGCACAAUGUGUACCUCCUCUUAAUCAGUGUCUCUCAGCCAUUUUCUAUCUGCAGACCACUUCGUAGGAGAGAACCUCUCAGAAACCACCUCUUUUCCCAAGUUUCCCCAGGACCUAAUGAAAUUUGUAGGAAGGUGGGGGUAUAAAUAUCAUGUAAUCACCAAUGGUAAGUAUGUUUUGUCCUUUAGGGUAAAAGUUUCCAAAGCAGCUAAGUGAUCUAGGAGCCUGAGUCCCACUUUCAAGUCAUGUUGGCUUUGGGAGCCAAAGAUCCAUUGAAAAUCAGUACCACCUAGGAACCCAAGGGUCAGAUUUUCCAAGGUAUUUGGUGCCUACAGAUGCAGAUAAGUGCUUUUGCAAAUCCCAUUAGGCAUCUAUCUGCAUAUUUAGGUGCCUAAAUGCCUUUAAAAAUCUGGCCUUUUAGAUGCUUUUGGAAAUUUUCCCCUGUCAUUUGCUGUGUGCUUGUACAGCACUUUGUGCAAUGAGGCCCCAAACUGGCUGAGGCCUCUUGGUGCUACUGUAAUAUCAAUGUUCAGUAAUAAUGAAUAUAAUGACAAUCAAUCGUAACCCAAACUUUCCCCACUCAAAGUGUUCAUUAGCAUUGUUUAUUUUUCCUCUCUUUUGCUUCAGCUAU
This is a messenger RNA of Trachemys scripta elegans, 3055 nucleotides long. RefSeq names its product alpha-1,4-N-acetylglucosaminyltransferase-like. The transcript has 3 exons. The record is from RefSeq and is a predicted model, not a curated record. Gene Ontology annotation, biological process: protein O-linked glycosylation. Bases 1340 to 2362 code for a protein of 340 amino acids. Gene Ontology annotation, molecular function: acetylglucosaminyltransferase activity. NCBI's taxonomy places the organism in Eukaryota, Metazoa, Chordata, Testudines, Emydidae.